AAUUAUUAUUACAAUUUUAAUUUGCCCUUUCUUUAUUAUUUUGAAACCAGUACUCCUUUUCUUUUCUUUGUCUAAUCACAAUAAUACUAAAACAUAAAAUUAUUAAGAGCCAAAUUCAUACUAGCUUAAUUUUGUGUGAAGGGACACUUUGUAAUGUGUGUAGAAAAUGAUGUAAGGAGAAUAUUUAUUACACAUUUCUAUUGUCUGUUUCUUUUAUGUGUGUGCGCUAGUGAGUGUGGAGUGGCUGCAGUGAGGUGUGUGUGUGUGUGUGUGUGUAAGGUGAAUGCGCUCAGAGGGGAAAUGCUGCACAGUAACAGUCUCAGUGAAGUUGUGGACUUUGAUUGCUGCUGCCAUGCUCUACAGUAUGCUGCGUUCUUGCAUUGCUGGAUAACACAUCUGCUGCCCAUGUGAACCAUCUUCCACUUUGACCAAAGAUGAUUUCUUUGCCAAUCUUAGUCUUGCUCUCAGUGGUUGCAGCUGACAGAUCAGCCCUACAAACUCUCAGACAGUUAGAUGCACUGUAUCCUGAACUAGAGCACUCCAGGACCAUCUAUGUCGUAGAGAAUGGUCCUCGACUCUCUGUGUUGGCAGAGCCAUCCAAAGUGAUAACUAGACGAGGUGGGAAUGUUACUUUACCAUGUAAGAUACACAGAGAAGAAAGUCUUCGACCCAGUCGCAAGAUGAGGAUCAAAUGGACGAAGCUGACUUCUGACUAUCUCAAAGAGGUGGAUGUUUUUGUUUCCAUGGAUUUUCACAAAAGAAGUUAUGGACGUUUUCAUGGGCGUGUCCAUUUACUCAACACCUCUCCAUCAGACGCAUCGCUUGUCAUCACAGAAAUUUCCCUGGAGGAUUAUGGGAAAUAUAAAUGUGAAGUUAUUGAUGGUUUGGAGGAUGCAACAGCAGUAGUAGCUCUUGACCUAGAAGGUGUUGUUUUUCCCUACUUUCCUCGCCUUGGUCGCUACAACCUCAAUUACUACGAUGCAGAGCGGGCUUGCCGUGACCAGGAUGCCAUUGUGGCCUCAUUUGAUCAGCUUUAUGAUGCUUGGAGAGGAGGCAUGGACUGGUGCAAUGCUGGCUGGCUUAGUGAUGGCUCAGUACAGUAUCCCAUCACAACACCCAGAGAACCCUGUGGCGGAAGGAACACUGUACCAGGAGUACGCAACUAUGGAGUACGGGACAAAGAGAAGAACCACUAUGACGUUUUCUGCUUUACAUCCCACUACAAAGGUCGAUUCUACUACUUGAUCCAGCGUUCCAAACUUACUUAUGAUGAGGCAGUGCAAGCUUGCCAGAAGGAUGGUGCUCAGAUUGCCAAAGUGGGUCAUAUGUUUGCUGCGUGGAAGCUCCUUGGCUAUGACCGCUGUGAUGCAGGGUGGUUGGCUGAUGGCAGUGUGCGUUACCCUAUAUCCCACCCUCGGCGCAGCCCCACUGAGGCUGCCGUGCGCUUCAGUGGUUUCCCUGACAAAAAGCACAAGCUCUAUGGAGUGUACUGCUUCAAAGGCUCCAAUUGAGACAAGUGCAAACUAAAGAGAAAAGAAGAGACUAGGUGAAUAAUGAAGGCCAUAUAUGUCAUAGCAACUAAACUGUGAUGCCAAUUUCAUUGAAAUGUUGAAAAAUUGUGUUUCUGGUGCUUUAUAAUCUGAAAUUCUGAUGGAUAGUUUACACAUUCUAUUUAAGGUCUUAUUAUUUUAUCAAUGCCUUUGAAGUUUUGAAAGGUAGCAGUAACAUUCAUAUUAACUGUUACUGGUAAACAGACACAAGGAAGCCUUACAGAAACAAGUCUUAUGGUUGCACUAAAACUUGGCACUUAAUAGAACUGCAAGUACAACAAAGCCAUGAUUUUUAGCUGCUCACAACAUUGAAAGAAAGGGACCUGGUCCUACUGUCUGUGACAACAAGGUGCUACUAACUGGUACUUUGUUUUAAAUCCUCCUGUAUUUUAUUUUUAUUAUGGACCAAACAUUAAGAACAUAUUUUAACUGAUCGACAGGAUCUAGCUGUUGUGAAUACACCACACUAGCAUCCAUUACAUUGUUUAUUUCCUUUGAUACUAUUUUAAUGUAUAUCAACGUUGUUAUGUUCUCAUGGUGUCUCUAACAAGUGUUAUUUGUUUACUAAAACUAAACAAGUUUCACAGCCUAUAAAAUAUACAACCCCCCUUUUUUACAGCACAAAAAUAUUGAAGGGAAUAAAGGAAUCUUUAGAGUAGUGUUUAUGUAGUUUUAGUAGUUCUCAUUCAGCAAUACAACAUGCCUGGCAAUCGUAGGCUACGUAAAACCAAUGGUAAGAAUUGCUAAAACUUAGAUAAUAUGUAACACUGAAACUAGAUAUUUUUGGCUGCAUCUAUAGCCUUGUGCAUGAAAAAGCACACAGCAUAGACUCAAUCAACAAACUGCUAUUUUUGAUAAAAAUUUGUUUAUUUUAGUAAAAAACCAAAUGUAGCCUUAUACAGUUUGACAUGACUUUUUCUUAUAUACAGUCACUGUAAACAAAACAGAGAAAUACUAUUCAUGACCAUGCCUAGUAGAAGCUAUGACCUUAGCAAUGCAUAUUGUUUGUCUGCAGAAAGAAGCCACUCACAUUUACCAUGAUAAGAGAACUUCCUUUUUAGGCUAAUACUUAAAUAGUCCCAUCUGGCCCUGGUAAACUCUGAGGUCAUCCACUUUGGCUGUAUUGAUGUUUUCCUUGUCAUUAUCCUGGAAAAGCUAAGGAUCAGUCGAAUGAAGUGGUAAUGUUAUGGUCUUAUCAUUGAACAACCGCUUGAUAAGCUCAUGUAAAACAAUGACGCAAGAGAUAACAUUAUGAUUUAAUUAAACAAACUGCAAAAAUGCUUCUUUUACUAGAUCAUGUAACAAUUACUGGUUCAAAAAGAAUGCUUUUGUAUCAAAAAAACAUGUCUUGUGAGAACAAUAAAAUAAGCCAUGAUUAGG
Boleophthalmus pectinirostris (great blue-spotted mudskipper) is the source of this 2930-nucleotide messenger RNA. Its product is annotated as hyaluronan and proteoglycan link protein 1-like. The record is from RefSeq and is a predicted model, not a curated record. Gene Ontology annotation, molecular function: hyaluronic acid binding. Gene Ontology annotation, biological process: cell adhesion. Bases 435 to 1511 code for a protein of 358 amino acids. The transcript is spliced from 6 exons. NCBI's taxonomy places the organism in Eukaryota, Metazoa, Chordata, Actinopteri, Gobiiformes, Gobiidae.